AUGGAAGACAUCAAUGGUGAUAACUGUACAGAAUUAAUCCCGUACACAAUUAAUCCCGUACCAGUUUAUGAGAAGGUUCUUGAGGUUGUGGUGAAACAGCAGCUGCAAAGUUAUUGUGACGUAAACAUUCAGUUAGAGAUCGGCGCCGCGUCAAGUGCCAAAAUGUACAUAAACAAUUUCUUGUGUUGCUACGACGCCGUCAAAAACGACGGAAAUAAGUGCGGUCGUAUUUUUAGACCGUGGGACAGUGCAAAAGAUAACUCCCAGGACAGUACGGUAUCCACGACGACUCAAGACGAUCACAGCAAGUGCGAAAGUCCAACGGAUUCCAAACCGAGCUUUCGACCUGUCGCCAAAUCCGAUGAAACGGACGUUUGUAAAAGAGAAAAGUCUGUACCGCCGCUACAUUACAUCUCGGACACGUACAACAGCCUCUAUCCGGAUUUAUUGCAUAGUAACCUGGCACAGUCGUUGGGUAUGCCACCUGGUGAUCCAUUACUUAUCGAAACGCUGGCUCAGGGCUACGCUCUGGAAGAAUACGCGAGAGUUUUGAACCAAGAACACCAAGCGAAAAUAUUGGCAUCCAAAAAGCAAAGACCGAAAAAGUACAAGUGUCCUCACUGUGACGUUGGAUUUUCAAACAACGGACAGCUGAAAGGACAUAUCAGGAUACAUACAGGCGAACGACCGUUUAAGUGCGACGAAAAGGAAUGCGGAAAAACCUUCACCAGAAACGAAGAACUUACGCGCCACAAGAGGAUACACUCAGGAUUGAGGCCGUUCCCUUGUCCCCACUGCGGCAAAAGAUUCGGUAGAAAAGAUCACCUCAAGAAACAUUCACGGACGCAUUUUCAACCAAAAGGGGUAUACGCCGUACCCGUCAUGCUGCCGUUCGAAACUUGGGUUUCUGGUACUGCCGCAGGAUAUCCGUUUAUACCGAUGAUGUACUAAGAUUCCGGUUCGUACAUAUUUCCUCGUCUUUCAAGUCGAUUACGCCGUGUGCGCUUUGAA
Messenger RNA from Cylas formicarius (sweet potato weevil), 1011 nucleotides. It is a transcript of the gene hkb, whose product is annotated as zinc finger protein 37. Bases 1 to 951 code for a protein of 316 amino acids. Gene Ontology annotation, molecular function: RNA polymerase II cis-regulatory region sequence-specific DNA binding; DNA-binding transcription factor activity, RNA polymerase II-specific. The transcript is spliced from 3 exons. Gene Ontology annotation, biological process: regulation of transcription by RNA polymerase II. The record is from RefSeq and is a predicted model, not a curated record. Lineage: Eukaryota; Metazoa; Arthropoda; Insecta; Coleoptera; Brentidae.